GGGGGAGGCGUGGGGGAGCCGCCCGCCUUCCUUGGCUGCCCGUCCAGGAAGGAAGGAAGGAAGGAAGGAAAGAAGGAAGGAAAGAAAGAGAGAGAGAGAAGAAAAGAAAGCAGAUUCGGCUGCCACUACAGACGGAGCGAAACUCUCUCCGCGGAUCGCAGCCGCCCCCCCCACCCCUGCCCCCCCGAUGGCGCCGGACGACGGGACCGAAUGGCUGCUGCAGCUGCUGACCGAAAUCCAACUGGAGCAGUUUUAUACCAGGAUCCGAGAUGAGCUUCACGUCACCCGUCCCAGCCAUUUUGACUACGUCAAGCCCUUUGACCUGGACCGCAUCGGCCUGGGGCGCCCAGGUCAGCGGCGGCUCGAAGAGGCCUUGAAACGCCGGAGGGGUCAAAGCCAGCGUCCCAAGUCCUGGGUCUAUAAGAUGUUCACAGGGGCGCGAAGCCCAGAAAACGAAGAGACCCCCAACCCCCAGCCCCCGGCCCCUUCCCGGCUGGACACGGACGCCUCCCUCAAAUGCUUGAUCAGCGAGUGGGACCUUCACAUCUGCGAGCGGCUGGGCGACGGAUGCUUCGGGGUGGUGCAUCGCGCCGAGUGGCACGCGCCUGGUGGCGCCUUGAUCCCGGUGGCCGUGAAGACGCUGCGUUCGGACAUCUCCUCCGACCCGGGGGCCCUGAUUGACUUCCUCAAUGAGGUCAACGCCAUGUGCUGCCUGGAUCACCCCCAUCUCCUCCGCCUCCACGGCGUGGUGCUCACCCAGCCCCUCAAGAUGGUCACGGAAUUGGCCACGCUGGGCUCGCUCUACGACCGGCUCCAGCCGCCUUUCCCUCUGCACCAGCUCUGGAGCUACGCCGUGCAGGUGGCGGGGGCCAUGGCUUACCUGGAGUCCAAGCUCUUCGUCCACCGGGAUCUGGCCGCCCGUAACAUCCUCCUGGUCUCCGAGGACCACGCCAAGAUUGGCGAUUUCGGCCUGAUGCGCCCGCUGUCCAGCAAGAGUGACCGCUAUGUCAUGUCCGCCCACCGGCGCAUCCCGUUUGCCUGGUGUGCCCCUGAGAGUCUGCGCCUGGGCGUCUUCACCAGCGCCUCGGACGUCUGGAUGUUCGGGGUGACCCUUUGGGAGAUGUUCUCCUACUGCGAGGAGCCCUGGGUGGGCUUGUCGGGCAGGCAGAUCAUGAUCAAAAUAGACCGGGAAGGAGGCCGCUUAGAACGGACGGAGGAUUGUCCCAGGACCAUCUACGCCCUGGCGCUGAAAUGCUGGGCUCACAACCCGGAAGAGAGGCCCAAAUUCCGGGAAAUUAUCCACCUGUUGCAGGAGCUCCGUCCCAAAGAGAUGACGGCCAAUUGUGGGUUUGGGGAGCCCGGCUGGCUGAGGCUGGAAGCGAACGACCCGGUCACUAUUAUCGAAGGCGGCCCCGAAUCCUCCACCUGGCGGGGGCAGAACAAGCGGACUCUCAAAGUUGGCAUCUUCCCGUCUUCCGUCGUGGCAGCAGUCGAGGAAGGAGCGCCCCCUGUUGGAGCCCCGCGGAUCAGCCGCCCCAUCCGAAGCUCCUUCCUUCACCUGAGUCACGGGGAUAUCGACCCUGAGCGAGGAUGGGGGUCUCCAGACCAGAAGGAGGAAAAAAAGCCGAAAUCGCGCGGGGGGAAUCUGGGUCCCCCGAGUCCCAGCAAGAACAAGCAGCUGCUGCAAUUGGCCCGCCUCUCCAAAAGCUUGGAGUCCAUUUCCGAGUGGUCCAUUCUGCGUCACAAGCCGAGAUUCCCCCCUUUCCGGGCGGACGGGCCCAGCCGGGCCCCCCAGCGGCGCUUCAGCGACCUCCCCACCCCUCUCCCGUCGCCCCCCCAGCCGGAUAGCCGCAGCCCCAAGCCCGCCGGGCGCAUCCCGAACCCGGCACUGCCUUCCUGGGCACUGCCCAAGGCGGAAGCUGCGGGGGCCAAAGAGAAGGACCAGCGGAUGGGCCGGCCGGGCCCCAAAGGCGCCGGGGGGCCACACCCUCCCGGCGGGCAGAGGCUGACCAUGGGGGAGAUCGAGAAGAAGAUCAAAGAGGUUGAAGAGCGGGUGCAUGGAGUGACCACGGAGGAGUGCCUGGAGGCCCUGCGGAUGAACGCCUGGGAGGUCCCCAAAACCGUCCAGUUGCUGAAGGUCCACCAGCUCUUCAACCUGAGCUCUCUGUCGUGGGACGAAUGCCGUCGGAUCCUGGAGAAGCAUCGUUGGAACCUGGCCAUGGCUUCCCGCUACGUCCUCAGCCGGGGGCUCCGGACCUGAGCAGCACCUGAGGGGUGGGGGGCAGAAGGGGGGAAGCAGGACCGGUCCUGAAGGGCCCAGGUGACCAAGAUCCCCACUCACCUGUGUGGUGGACAGAAAAGCCCCCCUGGCCUUCCCCAGCACCCUCCGAGGACUCCCGGCUGAUUGUCCGGCCACUUACGACGAUGGCCGCACGGAGGGGGCAGCCCAAACCCACACCAGGCAACCCCCUCCUCUUCCUUUUGGCCCAAGAGGCACCGAAGACGAUGGUCCGGUUGACCAGCCUGCGAAUGCAGCCCUCCUCUGAACCUCGGGACACAAGGUCCUAGUCCUCUUUGAGGAGGGGCACCUCAACUGGGCUGCCCUACGGCUCCCUUCCUGGGCUGAAAACGGGCCCGAGGGGACCCCACCGUUUUACAAUUUGCAGGUUUUCUUAUUUAUAAGCCCGGCUAGCUUGAACUACUUUUAAGAUUUUUUCCCCCUGCGUGGACGCUCGCUGUAUUUGGGGACGGGCGGGAGGGGGAGGCAUAGCCCCCUCACCAAAGGCCCGUGCGCCUUAAGGGGUGGGGGGCAGUGGGGCUGUUGGAUGGAAGGGCCUUUUGGGCUAUGUAAAUAUGGGGUCAUCAGACAAUAAAGGUGAGGAUCUGUUAA
Messenger RNA from Pantherophis guttatus, 2890 nucleotides. RefSeq names its product tyrosine kinase non receptor 1 (gene TNK1). The record is from RefSeq and is a predicted model, not a curated record. Gene Ontology annotation, molecular function: protein tyrosine kinase activity; protein binding; ATP binding. Lineage: Eukaryota; Metazoa; Chordata; Lepidosauria; Squamata; Colubridae. Gene Ontology annotation, biological process: protein phosphorylation.